Molecule: messenger RNA, 669 nt
Organism: Aspergillus melleus
Lineage: Eukaryota; Fungi; Ascomycota; Eurotiomycetes; Eurotiales; Aspergillaceae
Product: putative lactoylglutathione lyase (Glo1)
Exons: 2
Coding region: 1-669 (222 amino acids)
Source: RefSeq, a predicted model, not a curated record
AUGUCUACCAGCGACAACUCUAGCGGUCCAUCGUCGACUCCCUUCGAAGAAGGGGCCUUUCUUCCAGGCGGACACAACACCGAUCCCCCGCUCCCCGAAGACAGCCCCACGGCCAACUACAAGCUCAACCACCUCAUGCUCCGCAUCCGCGACCCCAAACGCACCCUCCACUUCUUCGUCGACCUCAUGGGCAUGCGCACCGUCUUCACCAUGAACACCGGCCCUUUCACCCUCUACUAUCUCGGGUACCCGUCCACGGCCACCGACCGCGCCGAUCUCCCCGCCUGGGCCUCCAAGGUCUCGAACCCGCGCAAUCUCGCCCAGACCCUCGGGCUGCUGGAACUGUGCCACGUCCACGGCACCGAGUCCGCCCCGGACAGCCAGAUCUCCACCGGCAACGAGCCCCCGCACCUGGGGUUCGCGCACCUCGGAUUCACCGUCCCGGACGUCCCCGCGGCUGUCGCCCGCCUGCGCGCCGAGGGCGUCACCAUCUUCAAGGAACUCGGCGAUAGUUCUCGCGAGAGCGUACCUCUGAGUCAAUGGGAAGCGGACCGCGGUAUCGGCGUCGGCGAGAUCCAUCCGAACUAUAAGCGGUUUUUCGAUCAGAUCGCCUACGUGCUUGAUCCGGAUGGAUACAUCGUCGAACUCAUCUCCCAGAACAUGCAGUAA